Kluyveromyces marxianus DMKU3-1042 is the source of this 1767-nucleotide messenger RNA. It is a transcript of the gene DAK1, whose product is annotated as dihydroxyacetone kinase. The record is from RefSeq and is a predicted model, not a curated record. Gene Ontology annotation, biological process: glycerol catabolic process. NCBI's taxonomy places the organism in Eukaryota, Fungi, Ascomycota, Saccharomycetes, Saccharomycetales, Saccharomycetaceae. Bases 1 to 1767 code for a protein of 588 amino acids. The transcript has a single exon. Gene Ontology annotation, cellular component: cytosol. Gene Ontology annotation, molecular function: glycerone kinase activity; ATP binding.
AUGGCAGUUGAAAUCAAGUCGUUUGAAGUAUCCGAUCCAUUGAAUGCUAGUUUAGCAGGUUUUGCAGAGAUCAAUAAGAAUCUCACUUUAAUACCAAAGGAAAAGGUGUUCUUCAGAACCACUGAAAAGGAUAAGGUUGCCCUUGUGUCUGGUGGUGGUAGUGGUCAUGAGCCUGCACAUGCUGGUUUUGUUGGGAAGGGAUGUUUGAGCGCUGCGGUAUGUGGUGAUAUAUUUGCGUCACCUUCCACCAAGCAGAUUUUGAAUGCUAUCAAGGUUGUUGCUCAGAACAGCAAGGGUGUGGUUUUGAUUGUGAAGAACUAUACCGGUGAUGUUCUACACUUUGGCUUGGCCGCUGAACGUGCUAGAGCGCUUGGUAUUGACUGUUCUGUGGUUGUUGUUGGCGAUGACGUUGCUGUUGGAAGAAAUAAGGGAGGAUUGGUUGGUAGAAGGGCUUUGGCUGGAACUGUGUUGGUACAUAAGAUGGUUGGAGCAUUUACUGAAAAGUAUUCUGCCAGGUAUGGUGUGGAAGGUGUGGUUAAAGUUGCGCAUGCCAUCAACGAAAACCUCGUUACCAUUGGGUCGUCGUUAGAUCAUUGCAAAGUUCCGGGCAGAAAGUUCGAGACCGAGUUGAACGGCAAACAGAUGGAAGUGGGUAUGGGUAUUCACAAUGAACCAGGGGUUCAGGUCUUGGAUUCCAUUCCUUCGGUAGAAGAGUUGGUUGAAAAGCACAUGUUGCCCAAGCUCUUAGAUCCUAAAGAUAAAGACAGGCACUUUGUUGAGUUUGAUGAUAGUGAUGAGGUCGUGUUGCUAAUCAACAACUUAGGGGGUGUCUCUAACUUUAUUCUCACCGCUAUCGUUGAUGUUACCAGGAAAUAUCUAAAGGACAACUACAAAAUUGUUCCAGUUGAAACUGUUUGUGGUACAGUGAUGACCUCUUUCAAUGGUAAUGGUUUUAGCAUUACCUUAUUCAACGCUUCAAGGGCAUCUGCAACCAUAAAGAAAGAAAUCAAAGAAAUCGAUUCCGUUCUUGAGUUGUUGCGGGAACCAACUGAUGCUCCUGGUUGGCCUGUGAAAGAACCUGAAGUUAAGAAAGCUCCUUCCUUUGACGAGUCAUUGCUAGAAGAUGUCAUCGACGUGCAGAAAGCGGGAGCCUACGAUUUUGCUAAGGUGUCGGAACUAUUGAAGGCUGGUGCUGAACAAUUGGUGAAAAGCGAGCCCCAUAUCACUCAUUUAGACAACCAGGUCGGAGAUGGUGACUGUGGGUACACCCUAGUUGCUGGUGCCAAGGCAAUCACCGAAAAUCUAAACUCAGUCUCUUCAAAAUACCUUUCCCAAACUCUAGCAGAAUUUUCGGACCACAUUGAGUCCGCUAUGGGUGGUACAUCUGGUGGAUUAUACUCCAUCUUUAUAUCGGGUCUCUCUAAGGGAAUCAUUGAGGAGUGCGGUGAUGACAAUGAUGCCCAAGUUGAUAAGCAGAAAUUUGGCCGCGCUUUACAAACAGCCUACGACACAUUAUGUAAGUAUACAAGAGCCAGACCCGGUGACUCGACAAUGAUUGAUGCUUUGGAACCAUUUGUGAAGGAGUUCUCCUCGUCACAUGAUUUCCACCAGGCAUUCUUGAAGGCAGAAAAGGGUGCAAAGUCAACGGGGAACCUUGAAGCUAAGUUUGGUCGUGCAUCAUACGUAGAAGAUACGGAAGCAAUUCCAGAUCCAGGUGCCGUUGGUCUAGUAGAGUUUUUGAAGGGUGUGGAUUCAAAGCUCAACUAG